This is a messenger RNA of Seminavis robusta, 2778 nucleotides long. The record is from the annotation of a GenBank genome assembly. Lineage: Eukaryota; Bacillariophyta; Bacillariophyceae; Naviculales; Naviculaceae.
AUGACGGAAAUGGUGGAUGCUGAUUACAACAAGGGCACACCGAUUGUCUCUUCCCAACUAGAUUUUGGAGGCGAUGACGCACAACAGAACCGCCAAAGGAGAGCAACCUUUGAUCGUUUGCAACGCAUUGUCGAAUCAUUGACAGAGCUGGAAGACAACAAGGUGUCAUUGAUUUGGCACAGUGACCGAGAAGUCAACCAUUCGGGUGUUCUACCCAUCAAUUCCCUGCUCUUUCAAGCUACCGGCGUAGAUCCCGACGAUCCAUUGACCAUUGUGGCGAUUGUCCCGUCGUCUACCAAAGUCAAUAUCCCAAAGUUGGAGGCUUAUUUGGAGCAAGAUAAUCACGAUGAAAGAAUACCCAAUCAACGAGUUUCGUGUUCCUUGGUUCCAGCCGAACAGGUGGAGGCAGAAUGUGGCUUUCCUCCUCAGUCGGUACCACCACUGGGACAUGUCCCUCAUACAAUCCGCAUCAUUGUGGAUGCAUCAUUGCAUCACAAUCCGGACACCAUACUCCUUGGUGGAGGAGGUUGUCCCAAAAUUGGUCUCUUGGUAGCCGCUGAGAUUCUCCUCAAAUUGGAAGGCACUGAACUGGCCAGUACUACCAACCUAUCAUCUCCACCUGAAACCAGUACAACAGAUGACGAGGAAGAUGAGACUAUUCUACAGCAACCAUCCACUCCACCAGUCAGAUUUCCAAUCUCCCCUGUCGUAAAGCCAUUCUUUCCACUACCCCCGCCUACCCUGGAGCAAGUAGAAGACGUCUUGUCCAAUCCGGAUCGACCGAAUCCACUCCAGCCGAUUCCCUUUACAUUUGUGGGUCGCAUCAAUGGCAUUCGACGCAUGGCACGGCGACUUGUCUUUUGCGACAUGGCACCACCAGACUAUGUGGGUACGGGGACCAAAUUGGACACUUUAGACUUGCCCUGGAAGUCCGCCAUUGACCAAGAGGACAUGGCGGCACAAUUGAUUGCUGGCAAGACGUUUUGUAAGAAUCGAGGUGACGGUGCCGAAGCCCUCCGGUCCUUGCGGGUGGGACAGCUGAUACUAGUGGAAGGAAAGACCAAUGUGGGAAAUCGAGAAUCACUGCAGCAUUGGAAGGACAAGAGAUCACUGGAUAUUGUCGUCUUUGACUAUAGAGUGUUGGAAGAGGCUCCACCGAAAGAGUUUUUGCGUCGUCGAGGAGGCUCUCGCAGUAUACAACAGCAACUACCAUUAUUGGACCAAAGGCAAAAGGCAAAUGGCCAACAAUCUUCGGCUGUUCCACCAAACCCAGAGGACUGUCUGCAACUUUUGGAUGUUCUCACAAAGAUCAAUGGCGAUUCUCCCGUUCAAUUGGUCGACAGCAAAGAGUCUGUCAUGGACUUUCAGCAGAAUCUCGAGCACCUUUCUUCCAUCAGAACCAAUGGCGACAAUUCACCAAUCAUGACUGGGAUCGACUGUGAAUGGAAGCCAAACUUCAUGUUGACGUCUCCAGCGGAGCAUCAACCGGUCCUGUUGCUCCAGAUCAGUUUACACGACCUCCAGAAAGUAUAUCUCUUUGAUUUACAAGCCCUGUUGCGGCCAUGUCUAAAGCCCUCCGAGACUGCAAACGAAUUGGAGCAAGUCACAUCAGAUGCGCUGACCCAGCUGUUUGGGUCCUCUGGAUUCCUCAAGGUUGGCUUUCAGGUCUCAAACGAUUUGCAGCAACUGGCAGGGAGCUACCCACAUAUCCCGGCGUUUCAGACCUUUCAUGCCGUCCUGGAAGUAGGAUCGGUUGCCAAGGUAGCUCUGCAACUUGGCAAGGUAGCAAAGGCUCGGCAGCACACGAAUUCGCUUUCCCGAUUGACGGAAUGUCUUCUUGGGAAACCAAUAAACAAGCAAGAGCAGAUAUCAGACUGGUCGAUUCGACCGCUGACAGAAUCCCAACAAUGUUAUGCCGCUAUGGAUGCCGCUGUGACUCCUGUGCUCCUGGAAAAAUCACUGGCGCUGGCAGAGGUUUCAUGGCUUGGAAAGUUCCAGCUUGGUCGGCACUCGGGUGACAGUGCAUUUGCCCGGACUGUGUCCUCGGUUCGAUUUGUGUUUCUGGAGAACGACAACCCAGCGGCCGUUCGGAAACUCAAUGCCAAGAAAAUCGUCUCCAAUCAGUGGAUCGUUUCGCAGUCAUGGGUUACCGGGAGAGAUGAACCCGCCUUGCCUAGCGCUCCAGAGACAGGCAAUGGACCCUACGUGGAUUUGGACGGAACCUAUCGCGUCCCUGCCAUCAGCUUGGCCGUACAGAACGCUACCGUAGCACAUAGUUUGGCAGGCCGUCUGAUGGGUGGGUCCAAAGACAAAUGUCUCGCGGCGAUGCUGUCCGAAAACAACCCAGCUUUUCCCAGAGGGGCAAAGUUAGAGUACCACCAACGCUCAGGAUACGUCGAAUUCGACGACUGCGUGGUACUGUUUGUCAAUUCACCACUAAGACCGGGAGAUGCUCCUCGUCGUCGUGGCCAACGUUAUCCCAAUCAAUGGCUGGAGCAGGGCAAGUUCCUGACCUGGUUCUUGCGCUAUAACGAGUGGCAAGAUGGGACUUCUCAGUUGGGGCAAAAACUGUCGGGAGGAAAGCUUGCUACCAGUGUUUUAUUUGUUCGCAUGGACAAAGGGGGCUUUCUAUGUUGCGGGCGCUGUCGUGUCAAUCAACCUCUAGUAGAGGAGGGGCAAGAAAAUGGGGGACUGGCCGAGCUGAAGCUGGAACUAUUGGACAGGGACAAACUGCAAAGUCUUGGCUACUUUGCCGACAUGGCACUUUCGCCUUGUUGA